CUUGGGAACUGUCAGUGAGUGGUUAACCUUUGUUGGAGUUACCUCUACUUGUUUCUAGGGUGAAGGACAGAACCUAGUCAAUAUGAAUUGUGUUGAUCACGGUCGAAGGCCUUUUGUGCUUUUUUUUGUUAGUUUGUCACAUCCUUGUUAGUUUAAUAUAAUUUUUUUAAACUUUUUCUGAAUCAUCAGUGCUGUUUCUUCCCUGGGCUGUUUUACCCAUUUUAUGUGAUAGAUUUUGAACCAAGAUAAAGUUGAUAAAAACAUCAAAAUGCGACUAACUGCUAUUAGAUUUUUUUCGGGUCUAUCAAAAAUGGUAGACUUCUAUGCACAGUUUAAUCCUUCACCUCUUUCAAUAAAACAUUUUGUCGAUUUUGGCAUGAGAGCAUGUGAAAAAAAAUCUUACAUUUUUCUGAGGCAAGAACUUCCGGUAAGAUUGGCAAAUAUUAUGAAAGAAAUUCAUUUACUUCCAGAUAACUUAUUGAGAAUGCCAAGUGUUGUACUAGUAAAUGACUGGUAUGCACAGUCCUUUGCUGAAAUUUUAGAAUUCGAGAAAAUGGAUUAUUCCCCUGAAAUUUUGGAAAGGUUUUGUGAGGCCUUGAUCAAAAUUCGAAACAGGCAUGCUGAUGUUAUCCCAACAAUGGCACAAGGAGUGAUAGAAUUAAAAGAAAGUCAUGACAUCGAUGUUCAGACUGAGCACAGCAUUCAAUACUUUCUUGACAGAUUUUACAUGUCACGAAUAAGUAUAAGAAUGUUGAUCAAUCAACAUACUUUAUUAUUCGGGAAUGAAUUGCGUGAUAAGGAAAGAAAAACGAUGCAUAUUGGUUGCAUUGAUCCUGAAUGUGCUAUUAGAGCCGUGGUCAAUGAUGCAUAUGACAAUGCUUCAUUCUUAUGUGACCAGUACUAUCUAGCAUCACCGAAACUCAACAUUCUAGAACAGAAUGGUUCUGGAGGACCCAUCCAAUUUGUUUACGUUCCAUCACACUUAUACCACAUAUUAUUUGAAUUAUUCAAAAAUUCUAUGAGGGCUGUUAUGGAACACCACCCUGAUAACUAUCCAUCUAUUAACGUUAUAAUUGUCAAAGGAAAAGAAGAUAUUUGUAUCAAGGUUUCAGAUAGAGGAGGCGGUAUUCCAAGGUCUCAGACAGAUCUUCUUUUUCAUUACAUGUAUAGUACUGCACCACAGCCAUCCAAAUCUGACCUUGGAACAGUUCCAUUAGCAGGUUACGGUUACGGUCUUCCAAUAUCUCGGUUAUAUGCGAGAUACUUUCAUGGUGACCUCAGCCUUUUAUCAUGUGAUGGUCAUGGCACAGAUGCCAUAAUAUUCAUGAAGGCUUUAUCCAAUGAGGCAAAUGAACUGCUUCCUAUUUUCAACAAGACAUCCACAAAAUUCUAUACGACACCAAUACCCACCGGCGAUUGGAGCACUCAGAGCAAUGCAAUGGGUAACCGUCAUAUUUCUUCCCUUGCCAGAGCCCUACUCUAAUUUUUUUUUUUUUUUUUUUUGAAAUAAUUUUAUAUUUCCAUUUUAUUAGUUUUCUGUUGUUUUGAAUUUUUAUUUUUCAACAUUUUUUAUGCUUAGUUAAAAUUAAAUAUUUUAUUAUUAUUGAUAGCAGUUGUUGGAAGAAUGUAUCUUCACUGAAAAAUUCUGAAGGUAUUUCUAUUCUUUGUUUUGUUUUUGUUUUUGUUUUUUUAAAUAUGUGUACAGUUUUAUUUUGGUUAUCAUUUAAUAUCAAAUCAAAUAUAAUUUUUUGUUUUUUAAUCACAAUGUUACAAAGCGAUUUGUUAGUCAUGACCUGGAGCCGUAUUUUCAUGCAAUAUAAUUACUUAAACAUCCAAAAAAAAAUUUGUAUACUAUCAAUUAAUUACCAAUUGAAGAAAAAAGACUUAAAAAUAAAACAUAUAAUAUGAUGAAUUAUAAGUAGUUAAAAUAAGAUGAAAAUUUGUUAUGUGAAUCUAGUAAUUUAUAUAUAACAUGAAAAUAAAAAUUAAUAAUUAUUUUUCUUAUUUUGUUAAAACCGAUAAGAACAACACUGAGUAAUCUGUUCAAACUAAAGUAAUUUAUGAACUAAACUGAAUAUCAGAAAAUUAUAAAAGAAUGAGUGACAAACUAAAUAAAUUAGCUUUUUCUAAGAAGUUAUCAAGGGGUGAUAUUAUUUUUUACAUUUAGGCCAAAAUAAUUAUUCAAUAUAGUUCCGUUUUCUUUUGAAAGUUUUUUUCUCUAAUUUGUUAUCUUAAAUUACGAUUUAUUGUCUUUACAAUGAAAAUAAAUAUGUCUUUCUUAAUUAAAUAAAAUGAGUUUAACUUGGUCUAAAUGCACUACUUUAGCUAAAUAAGCAGGCGAAAUAAAUUUAUAUAACUGCUCAAAAAUCCAGUGUUUGUUUUAGACUAAAUUCAUUUAAUAUUCCUUUAAAGUAAUUAAAUAUGCUAUUUUUAUAUAUACAUACAAAAUUACAAGCUAUUUGUAUAAACUUAAUGAAUACUGUAUUAAUAGUCUUUCUUUCUUUUUGAUCCUUAUUACUUAUUCGUAUUCAUUUAUUUUUUAAAGCCAAAAUCGUGUUUUGGAAUUGUUGGUUAAUA
Nezara viridula (southern green stink bug) is the source of this 2577-nucleotide messenger RNA. The record is from the annotation of a GenBank genome assembly. NCBI's taxonomy places the organism in Eukaryota, Metazoa, Arthropoda, Insecta, Hemiptera, Pentatomidae.